Molecule: messenger RNA, 702 nt
Organism: Sander lucioperca (pikeperch)
Lineage: Eukaryota; Metazoa; Chordata; Actinopteri; Perciformes; Percidae
Gene: mgst3b
Product: microsomal glutathione S-transferase 3b
Exons: 4
Coding region: 59-481 (140 amino acids)
Cellular component (GO): nuclear envelope; endoplasmic reticulum; membrane
Molecular function (GO): glutathione transferase activity; glutathione peroxidase activity
Source: RefSeq, a predicted model, not a curated record
UUCCUCUCCACUUCCACACUCUUGCACGCUGCCGUCUUCUAAAAACGUGAAACAAGAGAUGGACAUUCUGACUGUAUUGCCGUCCAACUUUGGAUAUGUCAUAUUUACCUUCCUCUAUAGCUGGAUUAUGCUGGGGUAUUUGGCAGUCAAGGUUGGCGCUGCCAGGAAGAAGUACGAUGUUAAGUACCCCACUAUGUACAGUGACAAGGAGCAGGUAUUCAACUGUAUCCAGAGAGCACAUCAGAACACCCUAGAGGUGUAUCCUCAGUGGCUUGUUUUCCAGACCAUUGCAGCUCUUGUGUACCCGUUAUCAGCUUCUGUGCUGGGGGCUAUUUGGGUGACCAGCAGGUUGUCCUAUGCCUGGGGCUACUACACAGGAGAUCCAGCCAAGAGGAUGAAUGGUGCCUAUGGCUACAUUGGAUACUUUGGUGUCAUCUUUCUGUCCAUAUCUGUAGCCUUGCAAUUGCUGGGAGUCUUUUAAGACAAUUGUCAUAUUGUUUACUCAUUUACACAGGCUUAUAUGCCAUUUUCAGAUGUGUCAACUAAAGUAGCUGUACUAUUCUUUAAAUGCUAAUUUCAAAUUCAGCAUAUUUGUAUGGACCACUAACUUGAUAUCUCUUUAUUCAAAUAUUUGUUGUGAAUGCCUACACCAUGUGAUCAUCGACAAUAAAGUAGAUGCUGAUUGAUGCUACAGCCCCAGAU